AUGGCUGCAACGAGGAACGGCACGACUAUUUGGAGUCAAUCCAUCAUCGCCAAAUACCUUAAAGGUCAUGCUCCACCCGAGGCCAUAUUGAAUCGUCGAACGAGUUACAUAAAUCUUCUAAGGAAGAAGAGGACGAUGACACAACUGCGGAAGAUGGGUCGGAAAAUCGGCCGAAAAAUGGCGAGGAGGAGCCGCUUGCCUCUGUCAAAGGCGUUACCAAGCACGAUUGCAAAGAGAUUGGUUGAGAAAAGAACUAAAGUUUUGAGGAGUUUGAUUCCGGGAGGAGAGUUUAUGAAGGAUGAAGCUUUGUUGAUUGAAGAAGCCCUAGAUUAUAUACCGUUUCUUCAAGCUCAGGUUGAUGGAAUGCGAUUUCUUGCUAAUUAUUGCAAAUGA
Messenger RNA from Cucumis melo (muskmelon), 393 nucleotides. RefSeq names its product transcription factor IBH1-like 1. Lineage: Eukaryota; Viridiplantae; Streptophyta; Magnoliopsida; Cucurbitales; Cucurbitaceae. Gene Ontology annotation, molecular function: protein dimerization activity. The record is from RefSeq and is a predicted model, not a curated record. The transcript has a single exon. Gene Ontology annotation, biological process: regulation of DNA-templated transcription. Bases 1 to 393 code for a protein of 130 amino acids.